Messenger RNA from Macrosteles quadrilineatus (aster leafhopper), 2980 nucleotides. Its product is annotated as triokinase/FMN cyclase-like. Gene Ontology annotation, molecular function: glycerone kinase activity. Bases 410 to 2176 code for a protein of 588 amino acids. The record is from RefSeq and is a predicted model, not a curated record. NCBI's taxonomy places the organism in Eukaryota, Metazoa, Arthropoda, Insecta, Hemiptera, Cicadellidae. Gene Ontology annotation, cellular component: cytosol. Gene Ontology annotation, biological process: glycerol catabolic process. The transcript is spliced from 14 exons.
GUUAACAUGUCAUAGCAUCCUAAGGAAAUUUCCUAUUUUUAUUUUGUUUUAAGCAGUUUUAUUGAUUUGCACAAGAGUUUGUGAUAUAUACAACAUAAAACUUGACAUAGGCCCAAUUGACCAUUGACUGUUAAUUUGCUGGAUUAGAAUUUGAUUAACCUUUAAAUUUGUUAAACUUGCAAUUAUAGUUUGGAUAGAUAAGCAGGAUUUAUCUUUGCUUUUUUAUUGUAAAAUUUAGGUUAAACACUGAUUUUGUCUGCUAAUAUUUUUACUUAUUAUUUAGUAAUACAGUAUUGAGUGUGAUAGUGUUUCCCCAUAGGAUGAGUUAAGCUUACCUUAAGACAAACUAAAUCACUAGUGUUAAUAAAUACUGACCAUUUUUAAUACCUACAUAAAUCGUUAGUGCAACAUGAUGGAGGAUGAUGAAGAAAGUAUGCCUCGAUACAACCAUUUUGUAAUCACACCGGAGUCAUGUGCCGAAGACAUGCUGAGGGGAGUUGCGGCCACAUUUCCAUCUCUCACAGUUGACGACAAGUCUCGGAUAAUACUUUAUGCUCAGGGUGGUCAAAGUCAGAGCAGGGUGGGACUAAUUUCUGGAGGAGGAUCUGGCCAUGAGCCUUUUGCGGCUGGUUUUGUAGGGGAAGGGAUGCUGACCGCUGCCGUGGCAGGGAAGGUAUUUACCUCUCCUCCCCCCACCACAAUCCUCACGACUAUCUGUAACGUAGCGGAGAUGUGCCCAGGAGGGGUUUUGGUGUUUAUCAUGAACUAUACUGGGGACGUUUUGAAUUUUGGUUUGGCCAUGGAGAGAGCAAAACUAAAAGGAAUUAAGGUUAGGAGCAUAUCAGUAGAGGAGGACUGUGCCAUUGACUCUCCACAAGGAGCCGGCAAGAGAGGACUUUGUGGAUGCCUCUUCAUGUUCAAAAUAGCUGGUGGAAUGGCAGCUCUGGGUAGAAGCUUGGACGAGAUUUACGAUGAGUGUUCUCUAAUUAAGAGACACAACGCAACAUUUGGAGUAACGAUAAAACCUUGCAACAUGCCUGGCUCUGGACCAAUGUUUCGGAUUGAAGAAGGUUAUAUGGAACUUGGAAUAGGAAUACAUGGAGAGGCUGGAGCGUCUAAAUGUAAGAUAGCAGCUGGGGACGUGAUAGCCAAAAUAUUGGUAGACAAACUGUGUGGGACACUCAGCAUCAAGGCUGGAGAUAAAGUGUGUGUCAUCGUCAACAACCUGGGAGGAACAUCUCAAUUGGAACUGUUCCUAAUCUCAGGACUGGUCCACAAAGAGUUGGGAAUGAGAAAUGUUGUGGUUGAAAGACAUUACGCUGGCAUCCUGAUGUCUUCGCUGGACAUGGCUGGAAUACAGGUAUCUCUGCUGUUGCUGCCUUCUAGUGAUGAAAGACAUAGACAGUUGUGGCUGGACACUCUGGAUACUCACACCAACGCAUUUGCUUGGCCAGCCACCUCCCUGUCUUUACCCCCACUACGGCAGACCCAUGUGUUCACUGUGGAUGAUGUUGAAACCAAGACUCAAGGUCCGCAGAUAUCAGAUCAACGAGCUGAAGUUCUGAGAAAGUGUUUGCAAGUUUCAGCCAAAGCUCUGGUCACAAACGAACAAAAGUUGAACGAGUUAGAUAAAGGUUGCGGAGACGGUGACACAGGAAGCACACUGCGGCGCAUGGCUGACGCCAUUCUGCAGAACCUUGACCAGUUGCCAGUCCGAUAUCCUCAGCAAUGCUUCACACUGUUGUCCAAAAUGGCGGAAGACGUCAUGGGCGGGACCUCUGGAGCUUUGUACAGCCUUAUGUUCGUUGGAGCUUCUAAGCAGGUCCCGGACUGGACGGCAGCGUUGGGAGCUGCACUCAGUACUGCCAUGACUUACUCUAAAGCCACCCUCGGCAGCAGAACCAUGUUUGACGCCCUUAUCCCAGCCUGUGAAGCAUUCAAGGGAACGUCGGAGUGGACGACGGCGCUGCACCGAGCUGUACAAGCUGCAGAAGAGGGAUGUCAACGAACACGACACUACAAACCCUUGUUUGGGAGAGCUUCCUACGUUGGAGCAGACAACAUCAAAAGUAUGGAUGCUGGAGCCUAUGCUGUUACUGUGUGGCUUAACGCUAUUCGUAGAGAACUAUUUUGUGAGAUAAUGAAUAAAACUUACUCAGAACAAAAUCCAUCCUAAACUAUAGGAGCCUCACAGAAAAUACGGUCUACAAGUGCAGGUUAAAAAAAAAUUAAGACGUUUUUGGUAGAGUAUAGUUUUGUUAUUCAGUCAAUACAAUAUGUUGUGAAGAAUAACAUGCGUCUUAUAAAAAAUGUAUUUGGUGAGUCUGCGGUUCAGACGGUAGGGUAAAAGACUCUGAGACAGAGGCAGCAAAUUGUUAACUCUCGUCCAUUGCCCCCACUUAAAAAGAUCAUUAGUACAGAUGAUUCUUGUACUGUCCUGGCUCACCCCCUUCCUAUACCUUCAACUCACGCCUCACACAAAUUCAAGGCUAGAAGAGGGCACUAACCCCCUGAAUAGAAAGUAAUUAUCUGUACAGUUCUAGUACUUAGUUGAUGAGAUGGAAGAAGAUACUAAGAGGAAAAACUAAAGGAAAAUUCAAAGACUCGCCUACUAUUGUUGUGAAUAAAUACCUGCUUUCAGUUAUUAAUGGUUGAUAAAUGCAGAUAGUUUUAAGAAAGAAAUGGCAGUACAGAACGUUUAAUGUGCUUCAUCUUUAAAUUUAGGUUCUUCUGAUAACAUCUCUAGCAUUAUAUUCACGACCACAAGGAAUGCUGCAUUUAUAUUAAUAGUUUAGGUUUAGCUUUUACAGACCUUAAUUUAAUCUUUGUAAAAUGUUGCAAUAAAUAUAAUAUACUCUUUUUUGUGAUCAAAAAAGAUUCCUUUUCACAUUCCUUUUCAUAAACUCUUUCCUUAAUAUCUCUAUAUUACUCUUAACACUACAUUAGUAAUUUUAUAAAAUUAUGUUCUAUGCAUUACAAA